Messenger RNA from Phytophthora sojae, 1122 nucleotides. RefSeq lists its product as hypothetical. The transcript has 2 exons. The coding region runs from base 1 to 1122 and encodes 373 amino acids. The record is from RefSeq and is a predicted model, not a curated record. Lineage: Eukaryota; Oomycota; Peronosporomycetes; Peronosporales; Peronosporaceae.
AUGGUUCACAACUACACGCUUGUCGACGGCGCAGCCUACUACGCAACCAGCAACAGGGAUAACGCUGCGAAUCGCUCAAGAGUACAGUGCUUUGACCCAGAACUGGGCCAUUUACCGCCGAUCAACGCCAUUGCCGCUGCGCUGAAUGACGCCGUGGCUAUUAUGAAUGCCUCCAGUGACGUCGAGUGUUCGUCUGGCAACGUGUUCAAGGUUUCUGUCAACGAUAUUGAGUUUGUGCUGUGCGCUUCUGGGUCGUCGGGGCUCAAGCUGUAUGGAAGCGAUAUGGAUAUCUCAGUGGAACGUCUUAGCACGCGCAUGAACAUCUCAGCACCCGUGCUCAUGGGAGACAAGCUACAUCGCUGCCCCGUAGUGGUGUCCGAAUUUGAGGCGACUUUGACUGGAGAGGCACUUUUGACUGGCCGGCCGAUUCCAUUUGAAGCCACAAGACGACUGAAGGCCGAGUUCGACUUCUCGUGGGGAGAUUCCUCCUCAUUCAGCGAAACCAGCACCGAGUCUACGAUCACUGACACUAUCGUCGUCACGCACUCAAUGGGGAAUUUGAUGCUGGCUGGGGCAAUUGCCAAGGGCAAGUGCAGUCUUGACCCUACUUCGACAUGGGUGGGUCUGGCAGCGCCGAUGAAGGGGAGCAUGGGCUCCGACUUUAUUCAAGAUUCUUGUGCCGGUAAAACCAAUUUCAUGUUCAACGCAAUAUCAGCCGUCAGUGGACGAUGCCCUCCCACUACCGCGAUCAAGUCAAUGCCGAACGAAGGAGGGAGUCACAGCACGGCGGAAUUGGAUGCGGCGUACCGAGCAGCACAAGAGGUUUAUCGGACCAAUGUGUCAGCUCUGAUGUGCAGCGAAAGCUUUUCCGGAUUGCUAUCGACGAGACAACCUCUUCUUUGGCCGCUCGGAAUCGUGGGACAGCAUCACUCUCGCCGCAAUGACGGGAUGGUGGAGUUCGAUAGCUGCGCGGUUGGAUUUCCAGCAUCGAAGUUCGGCAACACCUGGAGCGAUCGCUUCUACAGGACGAAACUGAAUCACUACGACAUGCAGUUCCGGUUUGGGGACGCUUUGUUCGACAAGGCAAAGAUGCCGCUGAAAUGGUUCGAGUGUCUGCUUUAG